AAAACUCACACCUUUUCAAUACGAGAGAGAGAGAGAGAGAGAGAGAUGGAGUUCUCUUCUUCUUCUUCGGAAACGGAGUGCUUCACGCCCAAUUCGAUCCUAUCGGAAGGCAAAAAGCCCAGGACGAAGAAGAAUGCCAAGAAACAGCAGCGCAAAAAGCCGAUUGAGGACGAGCCCUGGCCGCGGAGGAGCAAGAGUGGGGUGAUGUUGGAGGGCUACGUUGAUGUAUCGGAUGGGUCCGAUACCAAAUCAGAUGGCGGGGAUGGAUUGGUGGGCAGGACGAAGAGCCUCACCGGAGAGGAUCUUGAGGAGCUCAAGGGUUGCCUUGAUCUUGGCUUUGGUUUUAGCUACGAUGGUAUCCCUGAGCUUUGUGGCACUCUCCCUGCUCUUGAACUUUGUUAUUCUCUUUCUCAGCGGUUCCUUGAUGAGCAGCAGCAGCACCAGCAGCAGAAUCCCAGCGAGCCUUGUUCUUCGCCCUCACCAUCUACUCCUCUGGCUAAUUGGAAGAUCUCCAGCCCUGGGGAUCAUCCUGAAGAUGUUAAAGCAAGGCUGAAGUAUUGGGCUCAAGCAGUGGCUUGCACUGUCAGAUUGUGCAGCUAACAAGCUAAGCAACUUGAAUUACCAUGAAAAAACCAAUCCGUUUCUGGUUUAAUACUCUUAAAAAAAUGCUGCAAUUCUAUUGCCCAUGAAGGCUUCAAAGGAGGAAGAGAAACUGAAAAUGAUUUGAGGCCUGAGGAGAACAUCAGUUUAUUACCAUGUUUAACUAGUAUCAUUGCGGCCGAUCUUUUACUUUGGAUUAAGAUGAAUAAUUGAUAUCUUUUCUCUUUUUUAGUUAUGUUAGUUUAGGUACAUGUUCUUGUACUACAUGUAUACCAGUUUUGAUGUGAAUAUGAGCACUCUUUUGAUUCUCAUUGUGUUUUCAUUAGCCAUGGCUAUUUUUUCCGAUCUUUUGGUCGGGUUAUAGCUUCAUGGUGAAAAUGUAUUUUUAUGAUUGAGGAUCUUAAUUUCUAGACUUAAAUGUUGGGUUUUUUUUAA
Dioscorea cayenensis subsp. rotundata (Guinea yam) is the source of this 1035-nucleotide messenger RNA. RefSeq lists its product as uncharacterized. Lineage: Eukaryota; Viridiplantae; Streptophyta; Magnoliopsida; Dioscoreales; Dioscoreaceae. The coding region runs from base 46 to 600 and encodes 184 amino acids. The record is from RefSeq and is a predicted model, not a curated record. The transcript has 2 exons.